AUGGCAUUCUAUGGUUGGCCCAUCUCCCAGUGUCAAUCACUUGCGACCCCUCUGGAGAACCAGCUCCAUUCCGGCAUCCGUGUCAUCGACAUCCGUCUUGCAAUGGUCGACAAUCAUCUCAUUGCAUAUCACGGAUUGUACCCGCAACAAGCUUCGUUUCAGGAGGUUAUUUCGGUAUUACAUGCCUUCCUUACCGCACCAGCUACAUGUCGCGAAACCAUCGUCAUGUCGAUCAAGCAGGAGGACUUCGUGACGUCGUCGCAGGCACUGUUCUCGAGGCUGGUGCACGACGAGAUCAUGAACGGGCCUGGCGGGCGAGGCAUGUGGUUCCUCGAGAACAGGAUACCUGAUCUUGGAGAAGUCCGCGGCAAGGUGGUCAUGUUCUCUCGGUUCGGAGGUGAUGGUGCGGGAUGGGAGGGAGGUCUAGAAGGUUUAGGUAUACACCCUACUACUUGGCCUGACAGCGCGAAACCCGGUUUCACUUGGCAAUGUAAGAACACGUUGAUUCGGACGCAUGACUGGUACAACAUACCCUCAUUCCUUUCUAUACCUGAAAAGACAGUCCUCGCCGCUGAGAUUCUCCUUCCUCCUAAGGACCAGACCACAUUUCCCACGCUUGCUAUCAGUUAUUUCUCAGCCUCCAGUUUUCCUCUCGCAUUUCCGCCGACGGUGGCACGCGGCUUUGGUUGGCCCAAAUUGGGCUUGGGCGUUGAAGGUGUCAAUGGGCGCGCUGGGAAGUGGCUGCUCGAUAUGCUUACCGGUCAAGCGGCUGCUGCGCAUGCUCCUGACGGCGAGCAGCGGAUAUCCAUAAGCGAGAAGGGAGGAGCUAGCGUGCGGAUCAGAGGCUGGGCGUUGCUUGAUUUCUAUCGGGACCCGGAGGACAACGGUAUCGUACCAUUGCUUGUGGAGUGCAACUUUAGAGGUAGGAAGGUAGGAGAGGAGGGUUGGCAGUAA
This is a messenger RNA of Laetiporus sulphureus 93-53, 954 nucleotides long. Its product is annotated as PLC-like phosphodiesterase. Gene Ontology annotation, molecular function: phosphoric diester hydrolase activity. Bases 1 to 954 code for a protein of 317 amino acids. Lineage: Eukaryota; Fungi; Basidiomycota; Agaricomycetes; Polyporales; Laetiporaceae. Gene Ontology annotation, biological process: lipid metabolic process. The record is from RefSeq and is a predicted model, not a curated record. The transcript is spliced from 2 exons.